GUGUUAAUUUAGCUCAUCUCCCUGAACGUAUCCCAUCACCAUCACUAACUAGUUUCCCUGUAAAACCUCCUGUUACACUUUUGGCAUAUGCCCUGCCCCCAGCCAACCAUAAGAUUUGUUUGCACAUGAAUAGAAAGGAAUGCACUGGUCUCAGAGCAACCCACAUUCACUCUGCGUGAAGGAUUUAUCUCCUGUAUCUGCUAUCUUGGGGGGCCAGGACAGUGUAAUCCACCAUGGAGCUAUUCUGCCAAGAUGUGCCAGGUAUCCAGGCUCCUUACAAAAUCAGUGAUCCCCUCUAAAAUGACACAGCAACCACAUAUUUCGAAACAAAGCAGCUGCCUGCCUGAGUGUUCCUGAUGUCUGAGCUUUACACUUGCUUAGGGUUUCCCUGAUAAAUGGAGUAAUGGCGGUUUAUGCGCGGAUAUAAUUUUGUUGAAGAAAUUAUCCUGGAUGUAACUACAUGAAAGGAAAGGACAUCUGUGCCAAGGGAGACAUGGCUUCCUCAGCUUGACUAAUGGUCAGUGCAUCCUUCUUCCUUGAUCAUGCUGUUCAGAUAGUACUAAACCUUGCACAAUGCCUCCUAUAACGGACCACACGGACAUAUGGACAGCAGAUACUCCUCUUCCUCCAGAUAUCUGUGUGGAUGUCUUGCUUCCCACUGGUAUAUAUGUGCAGAUGGAAGUUCCAAGGAAUGCAUCCAUAUCUUAUAUUAAACAGCUCCUUUGGAAGCAUGCACAAAGCUACCCUUUGUUUCACCUCCUCCUGGAUAUUGACUCCUAUAUGUUCCAGUGUGUUAAUCAGACAGCUGUGCAUGAAGAGCUGGAGGAUGAGACUCGUCGUCUGUGUGAUGUUCGCCCUUUCCUGCCUGUCUUGAAAUUAGUAUCCCGGAGCUGCAAUCCCGCAGACAAGUUAGAUUCCAAGAUCGGAGUUCUGAUAGGAAAAGGUCUCCAGGAAUUCGAUGCCCUUAAAGAUAACGAAGUAAUAGAAUUCCGCUGCAAGAUGAGGAGUAUCAGCGAGGGGAAGAUCCAAUCCCUGCUUGGCCUUACAUGGGUGGAGUGGCUAAAGCGUACAUUCCCCCCAGAACUAGAGCCCUCUGUACAGGAUAACAUCCAAGGCAAGCUCUAUGGUGGCAACAUUGUAGUGGCCAUUCAUUUUGAGAACUGCCAGGAUGUAUUCAGUUUUCAAGUCUCUCCGAAUAUGGCCCCUGUCAAAAUAAAUGAACUUGCUAUUCGAAAGCGACUGACUAUCCAUGGCAGAGAAACGCAAGAGGCAGAUCCUGAAGAUUAUGUGCUGCAGGUCAGCGGAAGGCUGGAAUAUGUUUUCGGGGACCACCCUUUAAUUCAGUUCCAGUACAUCAGAAACUGUGUGAUGAACAAGACUCUGCCACAUCUAACAUUGGUUGAGUGUUGCAACAUCAAAAAGUUGUUUGACCAAGAGAUGAGUGAGAUUGAACAUGCUGUGAGAAGGAAGUCAUCCAUGCACCCAGCUCUUCCAAUGCCCUUGCCCCCAAAGAAACGUGGUGCAUCAAUGAAGACUGUGAAUAUGCGGGAUAUUGUGUGGAAUAUUGUUCAGCCAUACAAGAUCGUUCUAUCCAGAGGGAGUAGGCUGAACACAGAGGACAAUGUUUUGGUGCGAGCUGGCCUGUUCCAUGGCACCGAGCUACUGUGUAAGCCCACAAUGAGUUCGGAAGUGCAAGGAAAGAAUGAUCAUGUUUGGAACGAGAUACUGGAAUUUGAUAUCAAUGUGUGUGAUCUUCCACGAAUGGCGCGUCUCUGUUUUGCAAUAUACGCUGUUCUGGACAAGCCUAGGAACAAGAACAAAACGAAACCUUCCAAUCCCAAAUAUCAGACGAUCAAGAAGUCUGGCAAAAUGCACUUCCCUGUGGCCUGGGUGAACACCAUGGUGUUUGACUACAAAGGGCAGCUGAGGUCUGGGGACAAUGUAUUGCACUGUUGGUCAUCAUUCCCUGAUGAACUUGAAGAAAUGCUAAACCCCAUGGGAACUGUGCGAACCAAUCCUUACAGUGAGAAUACUACAACUCUACAUAUAAUGUUUCACGACUACUCCAAAGGACCCAUUUCUUAUCCACCAUUUGAUAAGAUACUUGAAAAAGCUGCUGAAAUUGCACGGAACAGUGACAGCCUGUCUACGUCGGGGCGAGGUGGGAAAAAGUUUAAUAUUGAGCUCAAGGAGAUCAUGGAACGGGACCCUCUGUGCCAGUUAUGUGAGAAUGAGAAGGAUCUGAUCUGGACCUUGCGGUACGACUGUAGAGAGAAUUUUCCCGGGUCACUCCCCAAGCUUCUCUUGUCUGUCAAGUGGAACAAGCUGGAAGAUGUGGCACAGCUUCAAGCCCUUCUCCAAAUCUGGUCCAAACUUCCCCCAAGGGAUGCCCUAGAAUUGCUUGAUUUUAACUAUCCAGACCAGUAUGUGAGGGAAUAUGCAGUCAACUGUCUUAAAUAUAUGAGUGAUGAGGAGCUCUCCCAGUACCUUCUACAGCUGGUGCAGGUUCUGAAGUAUGAGCCGUUUCUGGACUGUGCCCUCUCCCGUUUCCUCCUACAGAGAGCCCUGGACAAUCGCAGGAUAGGACAAUUCCUCUUCUGGCACCUGAGGUCUGAGGUUCACACCCCUGCUGUCUCUGUGCAGUUUGGCCUGCUGCUGGAAGCGUACUGCAGAGGGAGUGUGGCUCACAUGAAAGUUCUGUCCCGACAGGUGGAGGCUCUGAAUAAAUUGCGCACAUUAAACAGUCUAAUCAAACUGAAUGCUGUGAAGCUGAGCAAGGUCAAAAACAAAGACAACAUGCAUACGUGCCUGAGGGAGAAUGCCUACAAGGAGGCGCUCACACACAUUCAGUCUCCGCUCAACCCCAGCAUCACCCUCUCCGAACUUGUUGUAGAGAAGUGCAAGUACAUGGACUCUAAGAUGAAGCCGCUCUGGAUUGUGUACAACAACCGUGGAUUUGGCAGUGAUUCGCUUGGAAUCAUCUUCAAAAAUGGAGACGACCUGCGUCAGGACAUGCUGGCACUUCAGCUGCUGCGGCUGAUGGACAUGCUAUGGAAGCAGGCCGGAUUGGACCUGAGGAUAGUGCCUUAUGGUUGCUUGGCCACUGGAGAUCGCUGUGGUUUUAUAGAGGUUGUAUCAGCGGCAGAUACUAUUGCAGACAUCCAGCUUGACAGCAGCAACCUUGCAGCGGCGGCCGCUUUCAAUAAAGAUGCUUUGUUGAACUGGAUCAAGGAAUGUAAUUCUGGCGAUGACCUAGAGCGAGCUAUUGAGGAAUUCACCUUGUCCUGUGCUGGCUACUGUGUAGCUACUUACGUGCUUGGAAUUGGUGACCGCCACAAUGACAACAUCAUGGUUAGGAAGACUGGGCAGCUUUUUCACAUUGAUUUUGGACACAUUUUGGGGAACUUCAAAUCCAAGUUUAAAAUUAAGAGGGAGCGUGGACCCUUUAUACUUACAUAUGACUUCAUUCACGUGAUCCAACAGGGAAAACCAGGGAACACAGAGAAAUUUGGCAGGUUUCGGCAGUGCUGUGAGGAAGCCUACUUAAUCCUGCGCAGGAAUGGAAACCUCAUCAUUACUCUGUUUGCACUAAUGCUGACAGCUGGACUCCCUGAGCUGAGUUCUGUUAAAGACAUCCAGUAUGUCAAGGACUCCCUUGCCCUCGGCAAGACAGAGGAAGAAGCACUUAAGCAAUUCCGCCAGAAGUUUGAUGAGGCCCUAAAGGAAAGCUGGACAACCAAAGUUAACUGGAUGGCUCACACGAUGCGUAAAGAUUACAAGGCUUAGCGGAUCCGGUCACUGUCUAAGCCUUUUCCAUAGAACCGUCUGUGGGGACAUGUUAUGUCUCUAGUACAUGAAUGCAAUGGCUGAUAAGCAUUGAGUGCUGUUAUCUCCGCAUGUGUACGUACCACGGACUGGUCCCUUACUGCCACUUUAAUGUUUUGCGUGUAUCUAUGUGUUCCAAUUGAAGAUAACUGGCUGUUAAGGACCAGGAGGAGAGGAAUCCAUAAAAUAGCCACUGCAAUUUUGUUGCCUUUUGUGCGUUUCCAAUGCUGGAUAUCACUGCAAUGUUUUAAAUUAAAGGAAAGCACCGAUGUUCAGGCUGGUGCCUCUCCAAGGCUCCGGUGUUGCACACUUUCUACUGUGAUACACUUGACUUGAGCCUUCUAAUGAUAUUUAUUUUUCCUAUCUAUUUUUGUGCUUAUGAGGCAGAACUCAUCGAUCGGCUCUAAGCUUGGAAGUGAUGGGAAGCAGGUUCAUCAAAGUUUUUUUUCCUCUUAUUUGCUGUCUUCCUGCAUUCUCUGUAAUCUUUUUAGCAUUGCACUUCCCUUUAUAUACUGUGAUGCCAUCUGUUGUUGUCCCACAGUGUCUUCCAGUUGCCACUUCGGUACCGGAGAGGGACGGCGCAUUCUGUGGGACGUCGCUACUGUUUUGAGCAUAGAAGCACAGCACUUUGAAUGACAGUGAGUGGCUGUGUUGUAUAGAGAAUGUACUCUGCAAGUCUAUCGGUACUCAGUAAAUUCAAUAUGAUGCUACCCUCCUGGCAGCAGACUCUUGCUGUAAGCAGUGGGGGCCGAUUGUGUAGGCAGGGACUUUUUCACACUCGGCAGUGGUUGUGUGUAAAUGGUCCUUUUCUCAGUAUUUGUGUCACUUUGUGGAUUACUGAGCAACAGGGGCUAAAACAGAGCCGGGAUGGGGCACGACUUCACAGAGACAGGUAUACAUUCCAUUUUGCUUCCUAGACCAGACUGUAAAGAUCUACCGAUACUUGACAACAGUGUGCAAUGCAGCGGACUGAGCACCCUCAGCUGCAACUAGAUGGAUGGAUGCGAACGCCUGUUAAUUUCUAUGGGAUAGUUGAGUGCAGUGUGACGGAUCAGGUAAUAGAGUUUCCUCAUAAAUAAAAAGCAAGGUAUGAGUGAGAAGAAAGUGGUAUUUAUUCAAUUUGUUUUUUUAAAGGAAAAAGGUAACUGCCACUGGAGCUGCAACGUUUCUUGUAUUUAUUAACAUUCUGGGUUAAUCCGACUAAAAAAAAAAAGAUUUUCCUUGGGACACCUAUGGAGCAAAUGAUGUGCCCUUUUCUGCAGGUUUAUGUCCGCACAUUCUGCCUGGUAUUCUGUUGCACCCAUGUCUUUACACUGGAUCUUAUCUAUAUGUAUAGGAAAACUGACUGAGCCGCUGUUUUAUCAAGAAUGUAGUUGAAUUAUUUUACACUGUAAAGAGGGAUAAUGGGGCCUUUCCUAUCAGACUCUGAAUAAACAGAUUCUGUGCAAAUGCCGGUGUGAGAUUUGUUAUGGGGAGAUAAUGUUAGCGCCAUCUAUUGGACAAAGGUUCCCCUUUAUAUUAUUUUAGUUUCCCUUUGAAAUGAAAUGAGGUUGUGCAGCCCAGUGUGCUGUUAUUGCUUGCAAAUGCACAACUUAGGGGAUAAAGAGGAGACACUGUCACAAUUUAUCACUCAGCAAUUUAUAUAAUAAUAUAAACAGUGUUUAUAUUUUUACCAUGAUAAAAGGUAAUGACAUAUACAACAAUUUCAGGCAUUUUACCCACUGUAUUUUGUCCUUGCUAAUAACAUGGCAUAACAAUGGCCAGAAAAUAUCCAAAGUUGUCUCCGAUGCAAAAGUGCUUGUUAUGCAAUUUAUAUACCAUGUAUAUAUAAUACUCAUUUCUUUAUUGGCCAUUGACACUGGAAAAUAGCAAUUCAGUCUUUAGAUUGUUAAAGGGAUACUCUACGCAUUAUUGAUCAACCUGUUACCGGUGCACUUUUUCAGGUGUCAUGUCUAUAAGUCCCCACAAUCAGGGUCAGAACAAAGUCCAAAAUCGCUGAUAUGCUUUUGUGAUAAAAAAAAAAAACACCAUGCUAGGGCACUAGAAUUUAUGUUAUGGGAGGCAUUAAUUCAGCAAGGAAAGAGAAUGGGCAUGAAAUGUAUUUUCAUCUUGAAAACAGGAAUAACCCUGCCCUCCAUAUUUUUGUCACCUGUUUCCCAAGAGUGACUUGAGGCCUUGAGGGGCAGGGCAAAGGUCUAAUAGCCUGUAGGACUAUCAGAUUUUGUUUCCAACACCUAGACUUGCAUCAACCUUAGGUCACAGACGUGUCACUGGCCAACAUAAAUAAAGGACAGUAAAGGACAAGGAAAGUCAGGGUACCCCCCCCCCCCCAGGGUGAAUAUAAUCACUAACCCUUUUUAUUUCAGUGCUGCACUUCCAUGUAAGCCCCAUGACCCCCUG
Molecule: messenger RNA, 6225 nt
Organism: Xenopus laevis (African clawed frog)
Lineage: Eukaryota; Metazoa; Chordata; Amphibia; Anura; Pipidae
Gene: pik3cb.S
Product: phosphatidylinositol-4,5-bisphosphate 3-kinase catalytic subunit beta S homeolog
Exons: 24
Coding region: 574-3786 (1070 amino acids)
Biological process (GO): phosphatidylinositol phosphate biosynthetic process; cell migration; phosphatidylinositol-3-phosphate biosynthetic process
Cellular component (GO): cytosol; membrane; cytoplasm
Molecular function (GO): 1-phosphatidylinositol-3-kinase activity; phosphatidylinositol kinase activity; transferase activity
Source: RefSeq, a predicted model, not a curated record